GGUUUCAAACACCGGUUUCAUUUUCGCAGGUCAUCAAUAACAUGUAAAACAUUAAACUGUGACAAAACAUCUGUUAAGCAUUACGUUAAAUUUCUUUAGAAGAUUAUUCCACCUCAUUUCAAAGCAGUCAUGAAAGUAAAGGAAAUAGAUCGAACGGCUAACAUAGCUUGGUCGCCGGCUGCUCACCAUCCUAUUUACAUAGCUGCAGGUACUGCAGCUCAGCAGCUUGAUGCAACUUUUAGUACAACUGCAGCACUAGAAAUAUAUUCUCUCAAUUUGACCGAGCCAGGACUUGACAUGUGUAUGAAAGGAAGUGUUGUUUCAGAUUUCAGAUUUCAUAAAAUAGUCUGGGGCUGUGAAGGAAUGAAGACCUCUGAAAUGAGUAGUGGUGUGAUAGUCGGAGGUGCUGACGGAGGAAAUAUCAUGAUUUAUGAUGCUGCUAAACUCAUCCAAGGAGAAUCUGCUCUUUUGCAUCAUAAUGCAAAGCAUACUGGCCCAGUUCAUUCCCUUGAUUUCAAUAAAUUCCAGGACUGUUUAUUAGCAUCUGGUGCCUCUGAAUCUGAAAUCUUCAUAUGGGAUUUGAAUAAUCCUGCUGCUCCUGUUACUCUGGGUGCUAAAUCUCAGCCUCUUGAAGAUGUGACAUGUGUUUCUUGGAAUUGUCAAGUUCAACAUAUUUUAGCAUCCACUUUUCCAGCCCGAUGUGUUGUGUGGGAUUUAAGAAAAAAUGAGCCUAUAAUUAAAGUUUCAGAUUCAUCAUCUAGGUUACGUUGCAAAGUUGUUUGCUGGCAUCCUGAAGUAGCAACUCAAUUGUGUCUUGCAUCUGAAGAUGACCACAAUCCAGUUAUUCAGUUGUGGGACUUAAGGUUUGCUACAUCACCUUUAAAGACCCUUUUGCAUCACCAAAGAGGUGUAUUAUCAAUUGCUUGGUGUGCACAAGACCCUGAUUUGCUUUUAUCAUGUGGGAAAGACAAUCGCAUUUUGUGUUGGAAUCCAAAUUCUAAUGUUGAGAAUGGCGAGGUUCUGUGUGAAUUACCUGCUGGUAGUCAGUGGAGUUUUGAUGUUGCAUGGUGUCCAAGAAAUCCAGCCAUCAUUGCUAAUUCAUCUUGUGAUGGUCAUGUCAGUGUAUUUUCAUUAAUGGGAGGACAACAGCAAGUGCAGUGUAGCUCAAAAAUUGCUGAAUCAUUUCCUGGUUCUGAUACACUUACGCAACCACCUAAUGUUGACUCUAUUCAUCGUCACAUUUCUGUUCCUCUUCAAAGACCUCCCAAAUGGGUUCGGAAACCUGUUGGAGCUUCUUUUGGUUUUGGUGGCAAACUUGUGUAUUUUACACAUGAAGCUUCUGCUGCUCCUCAAGCAGGAGAUUAUUCUCAGCCUAGAAUUGUACAUAUCACUCAGGUUGUAACAGAACCAGAACUCUUAAAAAAAUCUGAAAAAUUGGAAUCGUCUUUAGCCAAUGGUAAUCUAAUUGAAUUCUGCCAAAGUAAAGCAGAUGCUAGUCAGACUGAACAAGAAAGGAUAACUUGGAAUUUUCUGCAGGCUACAUUUAACAGUGCUCCCAGGUCUCAGAUGCUGUCCUUGUUGGGUUAUAAUUAUGAAAAAGUUGUUUCAGAAAUAAAUAUGGUUCUAAAGGCUAAAGGAAUUCAACUAGAUACUGAAGAAUUAACUGAUGAUUUCUCUAAUUUAUCUACAUCUGGAGAUGUAGAUGAUGGAACAACAGCUUUUGAUAGUAUAGCUAUGAGUGUAAAAGAUGAUGUAGAUGAAUCUCUUUAUAUUCAAACUGAUCCAAAUGAAACUGAUGGUCUUAUUUCACAAGCCCUGUUAACUGGCAACAUUGCUAGUGCUGUGGAGAUUUGUAUUCAAGACAAUAGAUGGGCUGAUGCUUUGGUUUUAGCUCAGGCUGGAGGAACUCAAAUUUUACAGAAAACACAACGUUUGUACUUUAAAUCCGUCAGUACCAAUGCAUCCAAGUUAAUAUCUGCUGUAGUCACUUCGGACUGGCUAUCUAUGGUAAAAAAUUGCAAUAUAGCUUGCUGGAAAGAAAUGUUAGCUGCAAUUUUGACUUAUGCCAAACCUGAAGAUUUUGCUAGCCUGUGUGAAAUCCUGGGGAAUCGAUUGGAGAAUGAUGCCAAAUUACAGCAGAAUGCUUCUCUCUGUUAUAUAAGUGCUGGAAAUUUAGAAAAGCUUGCUGAAUCUUGGAUAAGAAUUCAUAAAAAUUUGGAUGUUACUACAUUACAGGAUUUAAUUGAGCAGAUCAUGAUCCUGAGACGAGCUGUUGAACAGUUGUCAGGUACUUCCCCACCAAUAGAAACUGGAGUCCUUUCCUCACUUCUUGGACAGUAUGCUGAAUUAUUAGCUACACAGGGAUGCUUAAGCAGUGCUACCACUUAUUUAGUGGAUCCAAAUGAGAAAACAUUGGCAAUCCUACGAGAUAGAAUUUACCAAGCCUUAGGUCAUCGUUCCCCUAACUUUCCUUUCCAACGUGUGGAUGUUGGAAGAUCUGGUUCAAUUUCUCAAGCAUCAUCUCAAUACACGCAACAACCACAGCAAGUAAAUCAAUUUCAAGACAGAAGAAGAUCCUCAACUAAUUUAUCACAGACAUCACAGUAUUCUUAUGGAGGUCCAACUCAACCUGUUCAGAAUAGUUUUGCUUAUCAGUCCAGUUCAACAGCAAUGUAUCAACCAGCACCUGCAUCAGUGGGUGCACCUGUACCUGCAAGUAUGAUGCCAACCUUUACAAAUCCUGCCCCAGCGACUGUUCCACCUCCCCCUGUCCCUGCAGAACCACCAAGUCAAGUACCUGUUAAAAGUCGGCAAAAUUCUGGUGGACCACAUCACUUAUCACAACGCUAUCCUAAACAUUUACAUGAUCCUAGUGUCUAUUCUGAAAAUUCAUUUACUUCGAGUCAACAGUUUUAUCAGCCAACUCCGCAGUUUCCAGUUUCUCAACCACAAGUGAAUUCCUUUCAACCACAGCCUACUUCAAAUUAUUAUUCUCCACCAGAUACAAAUGUAUCUACGAACUUCCCAUAUGCUCCUGUGAGUAAUGCAGGUCCCACGUCUUAUCAACCACCAUAUAGUUCGUAUUCAUCAGUACCUCAGGCACCCCAAUCAUAUGCAAAUCCUACACCUCCUGCUCCUCCAGUUCCAUUGCCAAGUUGCUAUAAUGAAGUUAAACCUGGAUGGAAUGAUCCUCCUCUUCUGAAGCAAUCUACUAAGACUCCUGUUUCAAAUUAUGAGCCUCAGGCACCUAUAACUAGACCAUUUCCUGAUAUGCCUGCCGAACCUCAAAUACCACCACCUUCUCAAAAUAUGGGCCCAGGAGGCUAUUUUGUACCUUCUUAUCCUCCUCAGGUGCAGGCUCCUCCACCUGUAGGUUUCAUGAACCCUAGUCCUAUGGUAUCCAAUGAAAUUCCAGAAGAACCUAAACCAGCACCUGUUAUUGCACCUGAACCACCUAAAGAGAAAGGCCCAAUACCUCCUGAACAUCAAGUAUUGCAGGAUAUUUUUGAGGAUCUCAGAAGGCAGUGUCAGCAAGUAGCAACAAAUCCUCAAACUCGUAGAAAAUUAGAUGAUGUAGCUAAAAAAUUAGAAAACUUGUAUGACAAGUUACGAGAUAAUACACUUUCCAGUGCUGUGACUAAUGGCCUUCAUCAAAUAGUUCAAGCAAUCAUGCAAAGCGAUUAUCAGACUGCUUUGGGCAUCCAUGGACAACUUGUGGCCACUGCAAAUUUUAGUGAAAUCAGUGGUUUUAUGCCGAGUUUAAAAGUGCUUUUACAGACUGCUUCUCAACUUAAUGUUUUCCUUCAGUGAAGAACAGAAUAGGCACUUAAUUUUUUAAUAUAUUGAAGAAAGGACUUUUCACUCCUUAUAGUAUAAUAUAUCUCUAUAAAAUUUUCAUUUUGUUCUUUUGGUAUUCAUUAUAUUAAAUGGCCUCUUUGGGUUUUUUUUUUUU
Molecule: messenger RNA, 3952 nt
Organism: Argiope bruennichi
Lineage: Eukaryota; Metazoa; Arthropoda; Arachnida; Araneae; Araneidae
Gene: Sec31
Product: protein transport protein Sec31A-like
Exons: 27
Coding region: 130-3810 (1226 amino acids)
Biological process (GO): COPII-coated vesicle cargo loading; endoplasmic reticulum organization; endoplasmic reticulum to Golgi vesicle-mediated transport
Cellular component (GO): endoplasmic reticulum exit site; COPII vesicle coat
Molecular function (GO): protein binding; structural molecule activity
Source: RefSeq, a predicted model, not a curated record